This is a messenger RNA of Lathyrus sativus (Indian pea), 2973 nucleotides long. Lineage: Eukaryota; Viridiplantae; Streptophyta; Magnoliopsida; Fabales; Fabaceae. The record is from the annotation of a GenBank genome assembly.
AUGGCUUCCAGCAGUAUCACCCAAACCAGCGAGUCUUCACCUCCCAAGAAAUAUGACGUCUUCGUUAGCUUCAAUGGUGAUGACACACGCGAUGGUUUCACAGAUCAUCUUUUCGGUGCCCUCAGAAGAAAAAGCAUUAUUGCAUUCAGGGAUAAUAUAGACCUCAAAAGAUGUGAAUCCAUAGAACCCGAGCUCUUCCGCGCAAUCGAAGCCUCUCAGAUUUUCAUUGUGGUAUUCUCCGAGAACUACGCUUCCUCAACUUGGUGCUUGCGAGAAUUGGAACACAUUCUUCUUCACUGCGGUCAACUAUCUGAAAAGCGUGUUUUUCCUGUUUUCUGCGAUGUUGAUCCUUCUCAUGUGCGAUAUCAAACGGGGAGUUAUAAAAAAGCCUUUGAUGAACAUGAACAAACACUCUCUCAUGAGUCCGACAAAGAGAAACUGCGAGGAUGGAGGAAAUCUCUCACAGAAGCAGCCAAUAUCUCUGGACGGGAUCUACGUAAAAAGCCACAAUAUGCGGGGAUUGAAAUGGUUGCUCAGGAUAUAAUCGAUACUUUUGGUUACAAAUUUUCAUAUCUUCCAAAUGAUUUAGUUGGAAUGCUUUCUCCUAUAGAGGAAUUGAAAAAGUAUUUACUUUUGGACUCUCUUGAUGAUGUUCGGGCUGUUGGAAUUUGUGGGAUGGGUGGAAUAGGGAAGACAACUCUCACUUCUGUUUUAUACGGCAAAAUCAAAGUCUCUCAUCCAUUUGAUGUGUGCUGUUUUGUUGAUGAUGUAAGUAACAUUUUUAGAAAGUACGGUCCAAUUGGGGUACACAAGCAAAUUCUACAUCAAAUUCCAGGCGAAGAACACCGUCGAAUAUACAAUCCUUAUGAUGCAACUAAUUUGAUACAGGGUAGACUAUGUCGUCUUAAGGCUCUAUUAGUUUUUGAUAAUGUUGAUCAUAGGGAACAAUUGGAGAAUCUUGCUGUCAAUCGUAAAUUGUUAGGUGCAGGGAGUAGAAUCAUUAUAGUUUGUAGAGAUGCUCAUAUCUUGGAAGAGUAUGGAGUGGAUGAACUUUACAAAGUUCCACUCUUGAAUCGGGCUAACUCUCUUCAAUUGUUUUGUCGAAAAGCUUUCAAAUGUGAUACUUUGAGUGAUGCCUACGAGGAGUUGGCAGGUGACAUAUUAGAUUAUGCUGAUGGCCUUCCACUGGUGAUUAAAGUAUUAGGUUCAUUUUUGCAUGGCCGAAGUUUCUCUGAAUGGAAAAGUGCAUUGGCUAGAUUGCGAGAAAGUCCAAACGAAGUUAUUAUGGAUGCGCUGCAGUUUAGUUUUUAUGGGCUAGAGAAAAUGGAAUUACAAAUAUUUCUUGACAUUGCUUGUUUUUUCAACGGGCGUGAGGAAAAAUUUGUUAAACAUGUUUUAAAUUGUUGUGGGUUUCAUCCUGACAUUGGAUUAAGAGUUCUUGUUGAUAAAUCACUUAUAAGCAUUUCAGAUGAAAGUAAGAUUGAAAUGCAUGCUAUGUUGGGAGAGCUAGGUAGAAAAAUAACUGAAGAGGCAAGAAAGUGGAGUAGGUUGUGGGUCCAUAAAGAUUGCUACGAUGUUAUGUUAGAGAAUAUGGAAAAGAAUGUUGAUGCCAUAGUUUUGAAUGGAAAUGAAAGCGAUACAAAAGAAUUGAUGGCUAAGUCAUUGUCAAACAUGAGUCGUCUUAGACUGCUCAUACUUAAGGAUGUUAAACUUUUAGGAAGCCUCAACAAUCUUUCUAAUCAAUUAAGAUAUGUUGCAUGGAAUGACUAUCCUUUCAUGUGUUUGCCGUCGAGUUUUCAACCCAAUCAACUUGUUGAAUUGAUUUUGGUGAAUAGCAGCGUCGAACAACUAUGGAAAGACAAAAAGGAUCUGCCCAAUUUGAGGACUUUGGAUCUAAGCUACUCCAAAAAUUUAAUCCGGAUGCUAGAUUUUGGACAUGUCACGAAUCUUGAACGGCUAAACCUUGAAAGAUGUGUAAAUCUUGUGGAGUUAGAUCCAUCAAUUGGUCUUGCAAAGAAGCUCGUUUUCUUGAAUUUGAAAAAUUGCAAAACUCUUAAACGCAUACCUAGCUGCAUAUACGAUCUCAACUCUCUUGAAUAUUUAAAUCUUUGCAGUUGUUCCGAAGCGUUUAACAAUCCAAUCCAUUUAGAGUUGCCUUCCUUGGCUAGCUUACAUGCUUUAUGUGAACUUGAUAUUAGUUUUUGCGGUCUAAGCCAACUCCCAGCAGAUACGAUUGGAGGUUUGCACUGUUUACAAAGAUUAAAUUUAGGGGGAAACAAUUUUGAGACCCUACCUAGUCUCACACAUCUUUCCAAACUUGUGUAUUUAAAUUUGGAGCAUUGCAAGCUGUUGAAAUUUUUUCCCAAGCUUCCUUCACCUGCUGCUAUCAAGCACGGCGAAUAUUUGAGAGCAGGGAUGUAUAUUUUCAACUGUCCUGAAUUGGUUGAGAGGCAAAGCUGCAGUAGCAUGACUUUUUCGUGGAUGAUGCAAUUCGUUCUAGCAAACCAAGAAUCCUCUGCCUCCUUUCAAUGGAUUGAUAUUGUUAUUCCCGGCAGUGAUGUUCCAAGCUUGUUUAACUAUCAGAAGGUGGGUAAAUCAGUGAAAAUAAAUCCAUCCCAUAUUAUGGAAGACAAUAAUGUCAUUGGAAUUGUUUGUUGUGUAGUAUUUUCUGUGGUGCGUCAUGAACCAACUACAACAGCAAAUGGACAGAAAACUGUCUUAAAUCUAAGCUUUUGUAGAGAUGACAAAAAGGUCCAUUUUAGCAUUCUACUUGAUACAACUCUUGUUAUGGACCAAUCGAGUCACAUGUGGCUAACCCGUUUCACUAAGGAAUCAUUCUUUACUAUUCUGAAAGAUAUAGACAAUAAAGAUGGCAAUUCUAUGAGAAUAAAAGCUGACAUUGAUGACAAAGGUUUGGGUGUGGAGGUGGAGAGUUGCAGGUAUUUUUGGUAUAACAAGACCCACUGCGGUUAA